AAAGGUUAGCCGUCACUGCCCUAGCCCCUCAGUUUCAAGCAAAGAAGGCAAGUUGUCAGGGGAGCUGCCUGCUAAUGCAGAUAAUCACCUCAAAGACUGUUCCCUGUAGAAUUUUUCCAAGGCUGUUGGCCAGGACAAUUAGGUCUCUAAUUCUCACCACAUCACACAGUUAAAAGGAGAAGAAUGAAGACCAUGGUGCCAGGAAUAAUUCCUUUACAACAUCGUGUUUCUCUAAUACAGCUUCUUUGCAUACUCUCAUCAUUAGCGUUUCUCCCUUUCUCUCCAACCACUGAAGUUGGAAGUCCAUGUUUUAUGAAUAAAAUGUGCCACUUAAGGAAAAAAGCUAUAUAUUUGAAGAGAGAUAUUAAAAGCAUAUCACAAACAAAAAAAACUCUAUACAAAUCUAUUAUUUCUGCCACAGGAACUCAGCAAACUUCUAUUCAAAUAGUUGGAACAGAAGAAAAAAUUGUUCCAAUAUAUGUUGUUAUUGAUUCCAAAAAAAUAAUUCUAAACUGCUUAACUGAAAAACUAUUAAUGCAAAGAAUCAUUGAUCCAAAAUAUCAAUGGACUGGUCCCAGAGGACGAAUAACUAAAGAAUCACAAAGAUUUGUUUUAAAUAGUGAUGGAAGCUUGGAGAUUUAUAAAAUUAAAGGCAGCGAUGCUGGGAGUUAUACUUGCAAAGCAAAUUAUAUGUACAAUAAUGAUCAACUGACUACAAAAAUCCAUUUUAUGCUUUAUGUCUAUCAUGUGCCAGAAAGGAGUAUAUACAUGACAUCAGAAUUCACAAGUGGAACCUGUGAAACCAGCACAGUGGCAUCAUAUAUAAAAUAUCUCUUAGAGAAAUUAGAGAGCUUAAUUUACAAGCUUAACUGUGAAAUCAAGCAAUGGAACACCAAGUGUCAUACUGCUACAGAUACACUGAAAAAAAUAACACAUGAAUUUACCUUUCAGUUCAUAGUAUUUCCUCUUGUACUAGGUACAGGAGAUUUUUGUCAAAAUUCUCAUUGUGAACAUUCCAAAAGCAGCAUCAGAAAGGCAUACGUCAAAAUCAAGCAAUUCUUUGAAGUGCUAAACACAGAUUCUUUUCCUGGUGAUCUUUUAAGUUAUGUUCCUGGUACUCUGUCUGGUGUUAAAAUAGAUCAUUGCAAACCAGGAUUUGGGAAAAACACAAGUACCAUGAACAACAAUACAAUAUGUCCUGGAUGCUGUGUGACAUGUCCACCAGGUAGAUUCAGUGCAAAAUAUGGAACAAAUUGUAUUUUGUGUCCCGCUGGAUCCUAUAAUGGAAAAUACGGCCAGGUAGCUUGUGUAAAUUGUCCAAAACACCAAAGCAGUGAUGGAAAAGGUGCAGUCACAGAAAAAAAAUGUCAUAAAAUUGUACCAAUGUGGAUGGCCUUUUUAAUAUCUUCCACAGCAACUAGUAUUUUUCUUGGGACAAUUUGGAUGAUCAUAAUCAAUUGCUGCAAAAAAACAAUAGCAGUUCAAUACAUAAAAGAAGCAGAAUCUCAUCUUAAAAGGAGAUUGCAAGUAUUUGCCAACAUUGCAAGUGAUACAGAAAUUCAAGAACAAAGAAAUAAAUUAAGUCCAAUCAAACAACAAAGAAAUAAGAAAAUAAUUUUAGAAGAAGAAUCUAUAGGAUUACUAAGCAAUGGUGAAAUAACAGAAGCAUCCACAGAUGAUACAAGUCUAUCUCCAGAUCAAAUGGGACCAGGGGAAUUUGAAAUUAAUUUUGGAAAGAAGUCAUCAAUCACUUUGGAAAACAACAAUAAUUUCUUUACAAAUGCUCCAGAAUACACCCAGCAGAGCUUAAUUAAUAUAAUGAAGCAUAAACAAUCCUAGCUGCUGUGAUAUCAGCCAUUGGCAGGAUUUUAUUUUAAAAAGUACUUUGAAAUGAAUUAUGUUACUUAAAAGUGUUAAAUUAAAACUUUGAACAUAUAUUUAAAAAUGGCAAAUUAACCAGAUUAAAUAUGAAAUUGUUAUGGAACAUUAGAUCUUUUUUGAAAAGAAAUUAUCCAAUCAAAAUCUGAACUAAGAUUUUCUUUAAGCCCUAUGGAAAAAAGAAAUGGCACACAAAUGAAAGUAUAAUUUGUGAAGUCUUAUGCUGUACUGUGAAUUAAAUCUGAUGAGAAACUGAAAAAUAUCAAAUUUAUUUUUUCUAAAUAUUAAGUAGAAGCAAUGUAUUUUGCAGUAUGUAAUACUAAAAAAUACUAAAAGUGCAUGGACUCAUUCAACUGUAUCAGUAAGCCCAGAUGGGGUCAAAGUUAAGUAGGUUUGUCAGGUUACAGAAUCAGAUGGUGGGCCAAAAGAGCUAAGAAUUUUAAAAACACAUUUCUGGUUCUGUAACCUGACAAACUUGCUUAUCUAUCAUUCACUGUUAAUAAGUAAAGACAAAAGCUUAGAACAGAAUCCAUUAAAUGCUUUUUUAAGAAAAAGGUUGCUCUUAGAAUAUUUUGUCAAUUUUAAACAUUUCUAAUUUCAAAUUAUCCAACUGUUUUUCUAAUUUACUGAGUUAUAUUGUUCUAUAAAUGCAGCAUGUUUCAUAUAUAGAAUUUUCAAUCCUGAUGGGAUCUCAUGCAGUGAGUUUUCUUCACUGCAGCUGCCCAAAAUUCAGACAUUUCAGAAAAAAAACAUGGUUAUGUUGCAGUUCUGUGCACUCUGAGAAUGUGUGACAAUAUUGGAAAAGAUGCAUAUGAUUAUUAUUCAGGAAAAGAACAAAACCAUCAAUAUAAAAGUGUACCAUGUUUAUGAAAUUAUACAUUUGUAAAUGAGGCAUAAGAUAUAAAAAUAUUUUAUUAAAAUAAAAGCUUUGAUAUUA
This is a messenger RNA of Pantherophis guttatus, 2815 nucleotides long. NCBI's taxonomy places the organism in Eukaryota, Metazoa, Chordata, Lepidosauria, Squamata, Colubridae. The record is from RefSeq and is a predicted model, not a curated record.